AUGAGACUUACCGUUCGUCUGCUUUCCUCUGUAGUGCAAAAACGGCCUUUCUAUGUUACUACGCCUAUAUUUUACGUAAAUGCCGCACCACAUCUCGGACACCUUUACUCAGCGUUGGUAGCAGAUGCAGUUCAGCGAUUUGAGAAACUCACAAAUCCUGACUGCAGUGUUAUAUUCAGUACUGGUACAGAUGAGCAUGGAACAAAGAUACAGCAGGCAGCAGCCAAAGCGAAUCUCUCCCUCCCAGAGUACUGUACCAAACUAUCUCAGGAGUAUAGGGAUCUGUUUAGAGAUUUUGAUAUUGGGUAUACAGAUUUUAUACGAACCACUGAGGAAAAGCAUAAGAAGGCAGUCAGACAUUUUUGGCGGAAGCUGGUAAAACGCGAUUACAUAUACAAGGCGAAGUAUUCCGGUUGGUACAGUGUCAAUGAUGAAGCGUUCGUGCCCGAAACACACCUGAAAGAGGAUAUCUUGGAUGGUCAGAGGGUAAAAGUGUCAAUUGAGUCUGGUCAUCGAGUGGAGUGGACCGAGGAGACUAAUUACAUGUUCAGACUGAGCGCCUUCAAAACGCACCUGCAGUCGUGGUUAAAGACAGAUGGAGUAAUAACGCCAAACAAAUUCCAGAAGCAACUACAAGACUUCUUAGAAAAUGAACCCUACUUCCCAGACAUAUCGGUCAGCAGACCCUCCACGAGGGUGCACUGGGCCAUAAGGGUCCCAGAUGAUGAAGAACAGAGUAUAUACGUAUGGUUGGAUGCACUGAUCAACUAUUUAUCUGUGAUCGGCUACCCAGAUGAUGAUGCAAUGAAGGACCGGGGUCGACCCUGGCCUGCAGAUGUCCAAGUUGUUGGGAAGGAUAUACUUAAAUUCCAUGGUAUUUAUUGGCCUGCAUUCCUAAUGGCAAUAGGCUGGCACCCUCCGAGGAAGUUAAUAUGCCACGGGCAUUGGACGGUGGAUGGUAGCAAGAUGUCGAAGUCUCUUAACAACGUGGUCCGUCCCAGGGAAGUACCGACUUCGCCAGUUGCGCUUCGCUACGUUCUACUUCGUGAAGCAACAAUGGCCGCUGAUGCUAAUUACAGCGAAACAAAACUAGUCAACAUAGCAAACUCUGAGCUGGCAGACACACUGGGAAACCUGGCCAGCAGAUGUUGCGGAACAUCCCUUAACCCUCGAGCGGAGUUCCCUACACUACACACACAAGAAAUGGCCAUUUGCAGGCAGUCUGAUGUCACCGCCACCCUCCUGGACCAAGUGGAAAGACUGCCUGAAAUCUGUCAUAACCACUACAGCAGUUACCAAUUCUACAAAGCGGCAGACUCUGUUAUCCAUGUCUUACAUUUGGCCAACUUGUUCUUUGAAACCCACAAGCCCUGGGAACUAAAAAAGAGGCCCGAAUGCCAGAAAGAACUCGACGUCAUCCUCCACAUUACACUAGAAACGUUAAGGAUAUGUGGAAUUAUAUUGCAACCGUUGAUCCCUGAACUGGCAACACAGCUGUUAAAUAAAUUACAAAUACCGGAAGACUGUCGAAGCUGGCAACACUGCGAAAAACCUUCGUGGCAGUUAGAAGGCGCAAUUUAUGAAACAAAGAACAUACAACCAGGCAAAUUUGUUUUGUUCCAAAGGAUUUAUAUGGACAAGAAAAAUAUACAUAAAAAGAAAGCUAGUGCUUAG
Molecule: messenger RNA, 1674 nt
Organism: Parnassius mnemosyne (clouded apollo)
Lineage: Eukaryota; Metazoa; Arthropoda; Insecta; Lepidoptera; Papilionidae
Source: the annotation of a GenBank genome assembly